AUGAACAAGUCCACAGUGAUCUCUGUGAUGGUUAUGGCCACACUGGUCAUGAUCAUGUUAUCAUGGACAUCCAAUACACACGCACACUCUUUGCGUAGUGAACUUUCUCAACUUGCUUCGAUCAAAGCAAGAUUAGGAAACAAGUGGAAUCCAAGAAUUUACUUUUCAAACCGAAUUAAACGAAUUGCAAGAAAGUUUUCAAUUGCCAUUCCUCGUAAAUGUAAGAGAAGAGUCAUCACGGUGGAUGAAAUUGAAAAGAUUAGAAAACUCUCGAAAUGUGAAUUUUCAUCAUCGGGUGAUAACAAGGAUGACGACAAGAUUGAUUUACCACCCUUGCCACCUGUCAAACCAAAAUGUCCGCUUUUUGCUUGCCGUAAACAUUGCUUCAAUGGAUUUGAAAGAGAUAGUUCUGGAUGCCAAACAUGUAAAUGCAAACCAGAGAAGAAACCUGAAUGUCCUCAAGUGAAAUGUUCUUCUCGAUGUAAGAAUGGUUAUGUCAAAGAUGAAAAUGGAUGUCAAACAUGUCAAUGCCAAAAGAAACCAUGUCCAGUGUUGAUGUGCUUUAGAGCAUGUCCAAAUGGAUAUGAAAGAGAUGAGAACGGUUGUGUGACUUGUGGUUGCAAGCCAUCUGACAAGCCAUCAGAUAAACCAUCAGACAAGCCAUCAGACAAACCAUCUGAUAAACCAUCUGAUAAACCAUCUGACAAGCCAACUGAGAAACCAAAUGAUCGACCAUCUGAUAAACCAUCUGACAAACCAAGUGACAAGCCUUCAGACAAACCAUCUGAUAAACCAUCUGACAAGCCAUCAGACAAACCAUCUGAUAAACCAGAUAGACCAGGUGAUGAUAGACCACCAAAACCAUCUUGUCCUCUCUUCAAAUGUGCUCCAUGUCCAUUUGGUUACAGAAGAAACGCAGACGGCUGUCAAACCUGUCAAUGUUUGAGAAGAGUAUGUCCAAAAUAUGGUUGUAGAAGAUUUUGUAAGAAUGGUUUCAAGAUUGACAAACAUGGUUGUCCAACCUGUGCCUGUAAUGAAGUUCCUCAAGCAUGUCCACAAAGAAGAUGUAAAAUGUAUUGUAAACAUGGAUUCAAGACUGGACCUGAUGGAUGUGAAAUUUGUUCAUGCAAAACAAAACCAAGACCAUGUCCACGAAGAAGAUGUAUGAGACAUUGUUUCUUGGGCUUUAAGAGCGAUUCGAAAGGAUGUCCAACUUGUCAAUGCAACACUCCAAAACCAAAACCACAAUGUCCACAAUAUAGAUGUCUCAGAUAUUGUCCAAAUGGAUACAAGUUCAAUUCCAAGGGAUGUCAAACUUGUUCAUGCAAGCCACAAACUGAAUGUCCAUUGAGAAAAUGUUCAAGACAUUGCAAGAAUGGUUACAAGAGAGAUUCUAAUGGUUGUGCCACUUGUACUUGCAUUCCAGAUACCAACAGAUGUCCACAACGAAGAUGUAAGAGACAUUGCUUUGCUGGAUUCAAGAAUGAUGAGAAAGGUUGUCCAACUUGUCAAUGCAACAUUCCUAAACCAACACCAAAUACUUGUCGUCAAUUCAGAUGUCGUAUGUUCUGUCCAGGUGGAUAUCGUUUGGAUGCAAAGGGUUGUCCAACAUGUAGCUGUAAGCGAACCAUUCCUCCAGUAAGACCCCCAAGACCACCCGUGAGACCACCUGUUCGACCACCAGUUAGACCUCCUCGUCCUCCAGUGAGACCACCUUGGAGACCUCCAGUGAGACCAUGGAGACCACCUGUUCGACCACCUUGGAGACCUCCUGUCAGACCUUGGAGACCACCAGUCGUGAGACCUCCUCGUCCUCCUGUUCGACCUCCUGUCAGACCAUGGAGACCACGUGUACCAAGAUGGAGACCAAGAGGACGUGGUCGUGGUGAUCCUCACUAUGUGACUUUGGAAGGAAAGGAUGUUCUUUUCAAUGGAUUGGGAGAUUUCAUUUUAGCUGAAACUGCUGAUGGUUCUCUCAUUUCUCAUGUUCGUAUUGCCAAGUGGAACGGUGAAGAAGGUAGUGCUACUGUCAAUAAGGGAGUUGCUGUCCAGAUUGGAAAUGACAUUGUGGAAUUCAGUAGUAGAAGUAGAAAAUUCUAUUUGAAUAAGGAUGAAGCUUCUUUCAAGAUUGGAAAGAAGUAUGAACUCGAUGGAGGUUACUUAUUGAGAAAGACCAAAAAGACCUUCUUGAUUAAGGCCGACAAUGGAGCUGAACUUUUCGCUGAAGUCUUUAUCUUGCACGAUGGAAGAAGUUAUAUGGAUCUUCAAGUCGAUGCUCCUGAGGACGUUGAAUUUUCAAGAGGAUUGAUUGUGAAUGGAAAGGAUAGUGGCAAAGCCAGUGGUUUGUUCCGUACUCAUAAGAGCCGAAGAAUGAUGAGAAAGACCAAGAUUGAUAUUCCUCAAUGGGCUACUGAUCAAUGUGCCAAGAGAGGAUUGACUGGUAAGAGUUUGAAGGAUUGUGCCUAUGAUGCAGCUGUGACUGGAAAGGAAUUUGCAAGUGAAAUUGCAAAAGAUGAAGCUAAAUUCAAGACAAGAUCGGACCGAGUUGCCAAGAAGAAGAGUAAUUGA
Messenger RNA from Naegleria lovaniensis, 2568 nucleotides. RefSeq lists its product as uncharacterized. Gene Ontology annotation, cellular component: cytoplasm; actin filament. Gene Ontology annotation, biological process: actin filament polymerization. NCBI's taxonomy places the organism in Eukaryota, Heterolobosea, Eutetramitea, Acrasida, Naegleriidae. The record is from RefSeq and is a predicted model, not a curated record. Bases 1 to 2568 code for a protein of 855 amino acids. The transcript has a single exon. Gene Ontology annotation, molecular function: serine-type endopeptidase inhibitor activity; microtubule binding; actin binding.